Molecule: messenger RNA, 2550 nt
Organism: Symbiodinium sp. CCMP2456
Lineage: Eukaryota; Dinophyceae; Suessiales; Symbiodiniaceae
Source: the annotation of a GenBank genome assembly
AUGUCGAAAAGCAAAGCGGCCAAAGACCCAACAAAGCUCGCAGAGGUAGAACAGCACCUGGCAAAUCUUCGGCACCGCACUGCCUUCGGUGGGCUCUCUGCUGAAUCGGAGUCUGAAGAGGCCGAAGAGGAUGAAGAAGAGGAGAAGGCACCCUCAGUGAAGUCUAUACUUGAGGAGGUGGAAAGUGCCAUGAAGACCUUCAAGCAGUCCCGUGCCGUGCAGGAACAUGGUUGCGCUGUCAUUCGGAAUCUGGCUUGCUCUUCUGAAUGGUUUGAGCUCAUUGAGAAGGUCGACGGCGUGGAAUUGAUAUUAUUGGCCCUACAGAGAUUUAAGCUGUCCUCUUUGGUUCAGGAGCAAGGCUUGGGCGCGCUGAGCAAUCUUGCAUGCAAAGUUUCGCUGAGAGAGAGGCUGACUCAGGCCGAAGCACUGCACCUGGUGCUGAUUGCGCUUCAGGAGCAUCCUGACAAAGCUCACACCUGUGCUCAAGCAUGUUCAGCACUUUGGAAUCUGGUGGCCGACCACAAGCAAAAUCAGGCCGCAGUGCAUGGUCUUGGCAUCACCAAGCUGGUGUGCGAGGCAGUGAACACACAUGUGGAGAGCGACGAAGUGUUGGAAGGUGCCUUCGGCGCCUUAAGCAACAUCACCGCUUUCAAUCAGGAGAACAAACAGGACAUCGUGGAUGCCGGUGGGGCAGCAAGCAUCUGCCGUGGAAUGCAGGAGCACCUCACAGUAACAGGGGUUCAACGUGCUGGAUGUGCGGCUCUCUGGGGCCUAACAGCACAUCAUCAUGAAGCGCAGUUGGCAGCUGUAGAGGCAAACGCACCAGCCAUUGUUUGUCAGGCGAUGCAGUCUGAAAUUAUGGAUCCUCGACUUCAAGAAAACGGCUGUGGAGCCCUGCGGAAUCUGUGUGCCGACAACGACGAUUUCAAGAUCCGCACGGUCGCGGCCGGUGGAGCAGAGCGAGCUUGCAACGCUUUAGCGCGACACGAGGAUCUCCGAGUGCGGCGGCAGGCAUGCAGCGCUUUGAUGAACAUGUCAUCCGUGAGCCCGGAGCGCAUCGAGGACUGCCAUGAUGAAAUUCUCCAGGCGGAUGCCGUUAGCCGACUCUGCACUGCUAUUGAGGCCCACAAGAAGGAGCUCUCAGUCGUGGAACCUGCCUGCGCAGCUCUUCGAAAUCUAAUCGCCGGUGCGCAGGUUGGUGACACACGAGGUCUGACAUACAAGCAGAUCCUCGAUGAAGACUUGGUCAAGCGUCUCGUGCAGACCAUUUUCUUGAAUCUGGAUCACAACCUUGUGCAGCAUCAUUGCUUGGAAGCACUUCGUCAUGUGUGCGGCUGGGAGAAGGGAGCCCUUUUGUUGGAGCGCAACCGGGGAGCUCAGGCCGUGAAGCGAUCCAUGGAACGCGACGAGCAAAGGAAGGUGCACGACCCCGUCAUACGGGAGCGAGGCUGCAACAUCUUGAAGGGCCUGGCCUUAGGCACAGCCACGGGGUCACGGUCCAUCCUCGAAGAUGACCGGCCGGACGGGUUGAAGCGCAUCAAACAUGCGAUGGAAAGCUUCCGGAGCCUGAAGGAAGUGCAGAAGUCCGCGCUGGAGGCUCUGAUGGCAUUGGCCAAAGGUUGGCCGAAAGAAGGAGCUCAGAGGAUCAAGGCUGUUGGAUGUUUCAAGGACAUUCUGGCCGCAAUGUCAAAUCAUUCGCAGGACUUGACACUGCUUGUCAGUGCUUGCGGUGUCAUUCGCCAGCUCGCCGUCAAUGGCAUCUUGAUCGAGGAAGCAAGGCCAGUUCUGGAAAGGUACAUCAGGCAGUUUCAAGAGGAGGUGCGCGUGCUCGUGCCGGCGAUGCACUCACUCGCUGAGAUGGUCAGCCUCAUGGAGCCCACAGAUGCAGACAAAGGCUUCGCACACGACGUGUCGAAUUCUCUGGUCGCACACAAGCGGCUCGCACACGUGCAGGCGGCUGGCCUCAGCAUACUUCGUGGGUGGGCUGCCGUUGGUGGCAUCGGGCUCCUCGCGGCCACCGAGGCCAGAUGUGUGGAGCGAGCACGCGUGGCCAUGCUUGAGCACAAAGAAGACGAGGCCGUGCAGGGAAUAGCUUGUGAGGUCCUCCGCCGUGUGGCGGCUUCCAGCACACACAUGCGCGACAACAUCAUCGAAGCUGGGCUGUAUUCUUUGAUAAUGACUGCUCAGGAGACAUGUCGGGCCAGCCCGCAGGUCUGUCGGCAGAGCCUACAAGCAGCAGGCACAUUGCUGGGCUUUAUGGCCGGGAAGGGCCAAGGACGGCAGGAGGAACGAAUGAGGAUGAUGAUGCAGAGUGCCGCCAAAGCCAAGGCAGCUGCCGGCACGCCGCAGCGCAGCGGAGCCAUAGCCUUUCAAAAGUUGGUAAAAGAGACCGACAUGUCCCAGUUUGCCACCAAUGUGCAGGAUCUGCUGGUCUUGCACAAGUCGAGCUCUCUCUUUGUACAGGAUGCCUGUCAUGUGCCGCGGGCUCACUUCUUGUCUCGAUGUGAUGUGAUCCAUGCGCCGCCCGUCUCUUUCCCUCACCUUCGUUGA